Messenger RNA from Amyelois transitella, 5038 nucleotides. Its product is annotated as TLC domain-containing protein 3A. Gene Ontology annotation, cellular component: membrane; endoplasmic reticulum. Lineage: Eukaryota; Metazoa; Arthropoda; Insecta; Lepidoptera; Pyralidae. Bases 202 to 1239 code for a protein of 345 amino acids. Gene Ontology annotation, biological process: lipid homeostasis. The transcript has 8 exons. The record is from RefSeq and is a predicted model, not a curated record.
GUCAUUCAUUCACGUCAAAAAGUCAAAAGUUGUAAGUCGGCCUGUGAAAAAAUUGGAAAAAUAAAUUUGAAAAAUACCUAUAUUGGUUUCAUGCUUUUUUAAAAGUUGUAAUCGAGAAAGUUAAUAUAUUUUACAUAAAUAAAGUCAUAAUGUGUUUUUAGAAACCUGUAAUACGUUGCUUAAUUUUUUGUUUUUGGUAACAUGGAGCCGACGAUUUCAAAGCCGCGGCACUACCGCACCGCCAUCUAUGUGCUGCUUCUCAUCAAUCUGGUGUCGAUCUUCACAGCCGCCAAGACGGUCCUGGUGCUCAACCCUGAAGACAGAAUCUCGGUGACCCGAGGCGCUUGGCUGACGGCGCUCGGAUUCGUUUUCUUCAUGUCAAUGUUCGAGCUCCUGAACGUGUGCGCUCUGUACACCGGGGUAGGCAGCCGGCUGAGGCAGAGAUACCGGCUCGGCUGCGGCGACGUGCUGGACAUCACCAACAAGUUAGUGUCGGCGGUGCAGGCGGCGUUCUGCUGCGCCACCGGCGUGGUGGUGUGCCUCUGGUCCUGCACCCGGGACUUCAUGCGCACCUCCCACUACAUGUCCGAGGCGUACGCGUGGUUCGGUGCCGCCUACUUCUUCUACGACAUCUGGUCUAUGUACAUGGUACACGUUCAAAUGAACACCAACGUGGACUACUUCAAGAGCAAACUCCAAAGGAAGUUAUCCAAAAAUGGCGACGCGUCCUUGUCUUCGGGCGACGGCGCCCCGCCCGCCAAGAGGCAGCCCACCUUCCUGGAGUACUGCCGAUACGAGCCGGUCAUACUGCUGCACCACAUCUUCAUUGGCGGCUUCGGGUUCCUCGUCAUUGUGUACCUACGCGGCGACCUCGGCGACUGCACGUUCGGCUUCGUGUACCUAAUGGAGCUGUCCACCCCGUUCGUGUCGGCGCGCGGCAUCCUCUCCCGGCUGCGGCUGAAGGCUUCCCGCGCUUAUCUCCUCAACGGGCUGCUGAUGCUGAUAACCUUCCUGCUGUGUCGCGUGGUCAGCCUGCCCUCAGUGUGCUACAUGUAUAGCAGAGUGCUGGGACUCUCCUACUGGGAGGCCAUCCAGACUCUCCCGAUUGGCUGCAAGAUCUCCAUCUGCAUUCUCCUGUUGCCGCAGCUCUACUGGUUCUAUCUGAUGUCUGCGGGCGCCAUGAAGAUGCUCGUAUCAGCCCCCGUGCUCUCGGCCGGGGAUUCCCACAAGCGCAGCUGACGCGGCCGCCGCAAGCACCGCUCGUAGGGCUCCAGCGCGAAGCCCCCAGCGACGGACAUACGAUAGUGACUCAUGAUAGUGCAGUGUCAAAUGUUACGGCUGAAAAAUUGUGAUGAAAAGUGUUGGUGAUGAGAAAUUACAGUGGAUACAUUGUGAAUUUAGUGUUACUGAUGUCAAAUUGAACCAAGUAACCAUUCCCACGGGAAUUUGGUAACUCUCUCAGGUUGAUUUCGGAGUUAUGCGUUUGUGCCGUACUGCCUAGAUGAGUUGGAUUCUAAUUACACGCGUAAAAUUAUUCAAGUACAUUGCAAAGGUAUGUGUCUCUGUUUCCAUCUUUGUCUUACUCAGAAUUUAACUUUAAAGACAGACAGAGUAAGAAAACGUUAAAAUGCCUUAAAAAGCGUUAAAAGCCUCCAUAUAGUAUUCGUUUCAUAGUUACCAACAAAUGUGUAAACGUAUGUGUAGGUACACACUAUAUCAGUUAUAUCACCUUUAAAUUAGUGUAUGUCAGGUAUAUGGCUAGGGUUGGCAGGUCGCCAAACCUAAUAGCCGGACAGACCAGCCAGUUUGGCCGGACAUUUGGCUAAAAAAACCGGACACCCUAUAUUAUCGGUAGUUGACUCUCGUCGCCUGCGCUCGGCGGCUCUCGCUUGUUUGCGAAAUGUAAAAAGCCUAACAAAAGCCGGACAAGACGGACACUGUUUAUUUUGGCCGGACAUUCGAUCAAAAAGCCUAAUUAUGUCCGGCUAUAUCUGGACGCCUGGCAACGCUAUAUAUGGCAACGAAACGCGUAAUACCAAAACUGGUACAGCAGUCUGCAGGACAAACGCGCACAUUAACACUCUGAAAUCAGCCUUAGUGUCUCGCUACACAAGUAGAAACAUGCAUUAAUAUCUGUAAAAGCGAUUAUAAGGAAACACUAAACACGUAUUUCAGACGUUCCCAGUAAAUUCUUAUAUUUCUACAAGGCAUGUUUUAAAUAAUGUCCUUUUUAACCAACUCUUUUAGUCUUCCAAUGUUUCUUAUUCCAAAUGUUUCUUGUGUUGAAAUAUCAUGAUCUGAAAACAUCUACAACAGCGAUCUGUCUUCAUAUUUAUCUUUUAGGCUGGUAAAUGUUUGAAAAAUCGUUCUGACCACGACAUAAACAUGUUAUGCUUAUUUAUACGUAGAGUUACCAAUAAUACAGGUUACAUUUUUGAUUAAAAAAAAUUGUUUUUCAUAAAGUCUACUACACAAUUAAUACAUGCUUUCUGAUAAUAACUCUUUUACAUAUACAUACAAUAAAGUCACGCCACAUUCCUGGAGGGGUAAGCAGGGACUUCAUCUUUUCUCUUGCUAAUAAUAAUAUGUGUUUAUAUUGAGUAAUAGUAUUUUAGAAAAUACCUAUAAAGGUCUAUUGUCAGUGAAUUAAUUUUGAUUUAACUAGUCAACCCACACUCCAGUCACCAUAUAACCAGUAUAAUAUAAAUUAAUGUAUGUUGUAGAAUUAAAUGUAGCACAAUAACUUCAAGAGAGAAUCAUAGUGUUUAGAAAUAGUUUAGUCUGUGUCAUACACUUGUGUUUUGCAAACGAACAUUAUAUAUUGUGGUGUUGUUGUCAUCCUUGUCUCACUCAAUGGCAUUAGAGUGAGAAAGUGAUACAUGAUUAACAUAGCAAUUUCAAAUAUAUAUGAAAUGAAAAUUUAUAAAUCAAAUUGGGCAGUUGCUAUUUAGUUAUUCCUAUUUUGAUCUUUGAAGCCAAGUGUUAACUUUUGUGAUGAUAGAAUCAAAUGGCAUGACCAUUAGUCGUUAUUUUUGGGGAGGCGAUUUUAAAAUUUACAUAUAUGAUAAAAAUGUAGUCGACUCUCAUAUUUAGUGUAUCCAAAGUGGUGAAAUUAAAACAAUCAUCUCUGUAUGGAUUAAAAGUUAUAUGUAUAGUUCUAAUGGGAUGGUGCUUGCAUGUCUAUAUUGAAAAAAAAAGUAUAAGACGAAAUUUUAAAUAAAAUUUUAUAGUAUUUGGUUCAUGGUAGAUAUAUGCGUGUGCGAAUGAGUAAAACUUAAAUUUUAUUGACGUUCACGUUAAAUGUGUUAAAAUGUGGUAGUUUUACUGAGUAAGAGGUUCAACCUUAAUAACCAUUUUAAAACAAGCUCUAUUAUUCUUAAUAAUUGUUAUACUUGACGUAAAAACACGGAAUAGCAUCUUUAUAUUUAAAAAGAAUUUUUUUUUCAACGUGUACUUCCCUAUAGGUCUUCGUCUAUUCCAAAAUUGUAAUUAUGGCAUUUCAAUUGUGCAUUUUAAAAGUUACGGUAAUUGUUUUAAAAGUGACUGACAAAUUAAAUUGUUACAAUUUGUUUGUUGUCAGAUUAUAUAGAUUGGCAUAGCCAUAAUUUAAACUUAAUGUACAUUUUACGUGCAUUAAGUUUAAAUAAAUUAAUAAAAAAUGUGCUUCCAAUUUCUAUUGAUGAACUAAUGCAAUGAUUUGUGCAAUAGUGCAAUGACCUUGCAACCAUUAUUCCAAAAAUAAAAUUCAUAAUAUUUUUGUAGGAAAAAUGCAGAUUUAAAAUUGUUUCUGUCUGAAUGGAAUAAUAAAAACAUAAAAUAAUAUAGAAUCUCAGUGAAUACUUGUGACGAUUUAACACUUAGUUCAUAUUCGGAACUUCGGAGCGAAAGAGACAGGCAAUAAGAUUAAGGCUAUCAUAUGACGGAUAGUUUUGUUUGGGGAAAGUUGGAUGGUAUAGAAACGUAACAGUCAAAAUUUAUUUUUCCUUGUUAUAAAAAAAAAUCCGCUUAUGGGCUGCAAUCAAAAUAUUCCUUGGUUCAGUUCAAUAUAAUUGUUUAUUCGAAAUUACUUUUUAUUUCAGGCCUUAGUUUUAAUCUUGUUUUCUCUCAUUGGUUUAGGUCUAAUUCUAAUUGUAAAAAAUCACUGCAUAGCAGAAUUGAUAGUCAUGCACAUAAUUAAGUUUGUAUCACUUAGUAUUAAAUAAAGGUCUAGGGUUGGCGCGCAUUUGUAUGGAUACUCCCAGCGGCCGCUCGUCGCUAGCCUGAGCAGUCGUGCGCAGACGCCGCAUUAUAUACAUCGCAGUGUCUAAAAUUAUGACAUUGAAAGUGCUAUGCGCUUCGCUUCCAGCCGCUUCCAAUUUGGUGUGAAAUGAGCCUUAUAUAUACUUUUCCUUUCCGCGAAUAACUUUCUUUAAAUAUACUUCUAUGCGUAAUAAAAUUAUGCCAAUUGUAUAUCGUUUACAAAUGCGUGCCGACCCUUUAUAGUCGAUGUUGUGAUUCAACAUUACUCUUAUGACUUGGGCUUUCCGUUUAAACUUUGUACCUAUUGUAUAGAUUUAUUUACAUACACAAAAAUAUAUUAGAACAUUCUUAGAUUCAUGUUUAUAUCGACUUAUUUUGUACUCUUGCAUUUAUCCAUUUGUUAAAUAGUAAAAAAUGACCUUAUGUAGUUAUUUAGAAGGUUCGAAAUGGUUUAGAUUUUGCACUCUGACCUGUAUCACCGAAAUUUUCCGAUAACCAGAAAAUCUCCACUAAUUUAUGUCUAAUGUUAUUAGGUGUUUUGAAACAUGUAGACUUGCUUAGCAAAUGUUUGACCUAUUUUCGGCCUAUUGAUGUAAUCUAGCCUAGGAUUAGACUUGUAAUAAUGACUGUAAAAAGAGGCGUUAUAAUGUAGAAUUUUUGUUUGUGAAAUGAAUAUACCUAUUAUUUUUCGUAACAAGUCUAGUUCUGGUGUUAUGUGAUUGUUAAAAAAAUGUGCUUGUGUUUGUUAUUGUUGUUUAUUUAUUAUUGUGUCAAAAAUAUAAAGCAUUUUUCAUGUGUA